AUGAAGGAGAAAUCCAAAACGGCCGCAAGGACUAGACGGGAAAAGGAGAACAGUGAAUUUUAUGAACUGGCCAAAAUGUUGCCUUUGCCGUCGGCCAUCACCUCACAGCUGGACAAAGCCUCCAUAAUAAGACUGACAACGAGUUACCUGAAGAUGAGAAUCGUUUUCCCUCAGGGUUUGGGUGAGGCUUGGGGUCAUGCAAGUCGAACAAGAUCUUUGGACAAUGUUGGAAGAGAGCUGGGAUCUCAUUUGCUGCAGACGUUGGACGGAUUCAUCUUCGUUGUGGCCCCAGACGGGAAGAUCAUGUACAUUUCAGAGACCGCAUCAGUCCAUUUGGGACUGUCUCAGGUAGAGUUGACUGGGAACAGUAUUUAUGAAUAUGUCCACCCCGCCGACCACGACGAGAUGACAGCUGUCCUGACGCCACAUCAGCCCUAUCACUCACAUUUCGUCCAAGAAUAUGAAGUGGAGCGCUCCUUCUUUUUGCGGAUGAAAUGUGUGCUGGCGAAAAGAAACGCAGGCCUCACCAGUGGUGGAUACAAGGUGAUCCACUGCAGCGGCUACCUGAAGAUCCGUCAGUACAGUUUGGACAUGUCACCUUUUGAGGGCUGCUACCAGAAUGUGGGCCUGGUGGCCGUGGGUCACUCUCUGCCGCCCAGCGCUGUGACUGAGAUCAAGCUGCACAGCAACAUGUUUAUGUUCCGAGCCAGUCUGGACAUGAAGCUCAUCUUCCUGGACUCCAGGGUGGCAGAGCUGACAGGUUACGAGCCCCAGGACCUGAUCGAGAAAACCCUGUACCAUCACGUCCACAGCUGUGACAUCUUCCACCUCCGCUGUGCACACCACCUCUUGCUGGUAAAAGGCCAAGUCACCACUAAGUAUUAUCGUUUCCUGGCGAAGCACGGCGGCUGGGUCUGGGUCCAGAGUUAUGCCACAAUCGUCCACAACAGCCGGUCCUCGAGACCUCACUGCAUAGUCAGCGUCAACUAUGUCCUCACGGAUACUGAGUAUAAGGGAAUGCAGCUGUCUUUGGACCAAAUGAGCCCUACCAAGCCAGCCUUCCCCUACGCUGACAGUCACAGUGAAGACAGGAAGAGCACCAAGUCACGUCUGACCCAGACCAAGGCCAAAGCCAGAGUGUCACCCUACCCACAGCAAUUUUCAGCCUUCAAUCCAGAGCGUUCAGAGUCAGACCAAGACAGCCAGUGGGGAGGGAGUCCACUGACAGACUCUGCAUCUCCUCAGCUGCUGGAUCCCGGUGAGGCUGCAGAGGCGUCUUGUGCCUACCGACUGUAUCCGGAAUCGGGCUCCCUGUGCUACGGCCUGGGCCUGUCAGAGGACGACCUCGCCCACGCCCAAACACAUCCGCACACCACUACCUGUGACCGCGUGCGAUGCCAGGGCGGCCGCUACUUCCUAGGAACCCCCCAGUCGGGGAGAGAGGUGUGGUGGGACGCCACGCGCUCCGUGCUCUCCCUGCCGAAAUCGUCCGUGGAGAACAGCGAGGGCUACGAGAUCACAUCCUACCAUGGAGCCAUUCACGGACGGAGCCACUGGGAUGAAGACAGUGUAGUGAGUUCACCUGACGGAGGCGGGUCCACCAGUGAUUCGGGUGAGCGGUACCAUGGCGACCACUUCCGGGCGACCCCUCGAGAGCCCAGCAAGAUGGAGACGCUGAUCCGAGCCACGCAGCAGAUGAUCAAAGAGGAAGAGAGCCGUCUGCAGCAACACAAGGCGCCGCUGGACGUCUCAGGCCUCGCCAAAGCUCACAGCCCGUGCUUCACCUCCUCGCUGCCCCACCACUCCCAGCUCACCAUGCCCAGCGUGGUGUGCCGCGGACCGGGGGCCCCCAGCAUUGACCUCCCCUCCGAACGCCUCCAUCACCGGGACGGCGUCAAAGUGCUCGGUCCACAUGACAAUGACGAAAACACAACCAGUCCGGCCUCUCUGUCUCGUCUCAGCAGCCCCAGCUCUGAUGGGAUCCCCAGGUCGGGCCUCUCUCUCGCCAAAGACUACAUGCAGACAGAUCUGUCCCCCCACCCUCCACAGCCCCAGGGGAGCCCGCUGAUCUAUCCAGCCCAGGAGAGGCAGCCACUGGACAGGCAAGCGGCCUAUGCUUUGACUGGGUACUCCCUGGAGCACCUGUAUGACCCGGAGAACCUGCGGAGUUACUCGGGCCUGGCGUGCGGAGGAGUCCAGUACGACGUGGCAUCCCAUGUGAGGAUGCAGGCCGAGCAGAUGCAGGGACACAAGGCCACCUCAGUAAUCAUAACCAACGGGAGCUGA
Chelmon rostratus (copperband butterflyfish) is the source of this 2286-nucleotide messenger RNA. Its product is annotated as single-minded homolog 1-like. NCBI's taxonomy places the organism in Eukaryota, Metazoa, Chordata, Actinopteri, Chaetodontiformes, Chaetodontidae. Gene Ontology annotation, molecular function: DNA-binding transcription factor activity, RNA polymerase II-specific; RNA polymerase II transcription regulatory region sequence-specific DNA binding; protein dimerization activity. The record is from RefSeq and is a predicted model, not a curated record. The transcript is spliced from 11 exons. Gene Ontology annotation, biological process: regulation of transcription by RNA polymerase II. The coding region runs from base 1 to 2286 and encodes 761 amino acids.